Molecule: messenger RNA, 1596 nt
Organism: Adineta ricciae
Lineage: Eukaryota; Metazoa; Rotifera; Eurotatoria; Adinetida; Adinetidae
Source: the annotation of a GenBank genome assembly
AUGCAUGAUAUGCGUUCCCUAGUCGGUUUUAAUCAUAUCUUCAGUACAGCGUAUCAUCCCCAAACCAACGGAAUCGUUGAACGCUUCAACAGCACGUUCAUUCCCCAAAUUUCGAAAUUGCAAGAUUCCGAACACAAUAACUGGGACGAAUACUUACAAGCGGUCGUGUUUGCCUAUAAUUCCGGCAUCCAUAAAACCACACAAUAUUCUCCCUAUGAACUAUUGUACGGUCGUUCCCCACGUCUACCCUUUCAUUUACCUCCAUCAUAUCUUUCUCUUCCGUCUUCUCACGACUAUCUGGCGCAACUCCAAAAAACGCUACACAUCUUUCAUCGUUCGGCUCGGUCCAAUAUAGUACAACAACAGGCUCGUAAUAAAAUCUUUUACGACCGAAACCGUUCCGAUCCGUCCUAUGAGGUCGGCGAUCGCGUGCUUACACGCAUCCAUGGAACUGCGAACAAACUCGCCCCGUUGUUCACACCGAGCCCUAAAACAAUCAUCCGUACACUUCAUCCCACGUACGUUGUUCGUGACGAUCAAACUAAUAACGAAUCUCGUGUUCACCCCACACCUUCGAUUCAUCUCGCUUUAUUUCUAUCUUGGACGUCACCCGAUGAGAUUCCAUCGUCACAUAUCUAUUUUUUUGCGCAUGCCGAUCCGUGUACAUCCUAUCCAUUAUCAUUCAUCUAUUUAGCUCAUCUAUUAGCAAUGACCACUUCAUCUCCUCCGUCGUUCACACCUUAUGCCGUUCCUCAUUACUUAGCGUUAACCGACAGUCAUGGUAAAUUCACACCAUCCACCAUCGAAACGUCCACCUAUUCCAUCAAAGUGCACGCCAUCUCGGGUCUCAAAUGGAUCGACACUUAUCGUCCAGAUUUAUCUGCACUACAUUUGUUGUCGUCAUCUUCGUUGUCGUCGCUGCUGUCUUCCGCGUCGGCCGUCUUAUUUCUUAUUGGGACGAACUCUGUUCGGUUUCUUCCCGCUUCUACCAUUCUCUCCCAAGUCGACACCGUCAUUACCGCUGUUCGUGCGCACCACCCCCACCUGUCCCACAAGCAUUCAAUCAGCAUCGUUUCUUGCUUCCCAUGCUUGAAACCCCAUUACCCGCUCCAUACUCGACACUCCCUCAUCGACAACAUCAACCACUACAACUUUCUCCUCCACAACCUGGCCGACAGCCUCAAUUUUACCCUCAUUGAUUUUCAUGUUACGGAGUCUCAUCUCGGUCCGGACAAUAUGCAUAUACAUUUGCAAUACCGGCACCUCGUUCCGGAUUCUCUCACUAAUUAUUUCGCAUAUCUGUCGUCAAUACCUUCCACCUUACCAUUAAAAACCGUUGGCCGAUCUCCUGCUGCCGUAACCCGUCGAAAUCAUCAUCGUCAUCAACAGAUGACACUCAAACAACAACAACAUCAAAUUACCCGUCGCGUGUCUUCCUCUUGGUCUCCUUCAUCCAUCAAAAAAUACUUACACGACCGUCACAUUCCGAUCGCAAAGAUCUCCCCCAUUCGUCGCAAUGCUGUUCGGUUACGCUUUAAUAACCCCGAAGAUCUUCGCCUUGCCGACAUGAGUGUCCCUCAGGACGCUUUUGCCUGA